AUGAGGAUGAAGAUGGAAGGCUGUGUGCAGCUCAUCAUUGGGCCGAUGUUCAGUGGCAAAAGCACGGAGCUCAUUCGUCGCAUUCAUCGUUAUCAGCACGCCAAGCUAAAAUGUCUCGUAGUCAAGUACCUCUUCGAUACUCGCCACUCGGACGGAAUGUUAGCAACUCAUGACAAGGCGCUCGUGAUGGCAAUGCCAGUGCAGACUCUGGCUGAAGUGCGACCUUUCCUAGAGAAGGUGGACGUGAUUGGCAUUGACGAAGGACAGUUCUACCCGGACCUGGUUGAGUUUUGCCAAGAUGCAGCAAAUAUGGGCAAGAUGGUGGUCGUUGCGGCGCUGGAUGCGACAUUUGAGAGAAACGCUUUCGACAAUGUGAUAAAGCUUAUCCCUGUAGCCGAGCAAGUCAUCAAACUAAACGCCAUCUGCUCGUCGUGCGGACACGACGCAGCUUUCACACGGCGUCUUGUGGCCGACAAGACACUCGAGCUCAUCGGGGGCAGCGAAAUGUACGAGCCGCGCUGCCGACAGUGCUUCAGCUUGAAUUCGGUACAGAGUAGUGCUUCCUAG
Molecule: messenger RNA, 567 nt
Organism: Peronospora matthiolae
Lineage: Eukaryota; Oomycota; Peronosporomycetes; Peronosporales; Peronosporaceae
Source: the annotation of a GenBank genome assembly